Molecule: messenger RNA, 2239 nt
Organism: Liolophura sinensis
Lineage: Eukaryota; Metazoa; Mollusca; Polyplacophora; Chitonida; Chitonidae
Product: peptidyl-prolyl cis-trans isomerase FKBP4-like
Exons: 8
Coding region: 164-1621 (485 amino acids)
Molecular function (GO): peptidyl-prolyl cis-trans isomerase activity; protein binding
Source: RefSeq, a predicted model, not a curated record
UAACAAACCCACAUGUCUGACAACCAGAAAAUAAGUAUUGCGUUUAGCUUUAUCGUAGAAGUUCAACAGAUCCAUAGUCAUAAGAACAACCUACUUAACCUCUACUUAAAAAUAUGUCGAAAUUUGUAGAUAAGAACACAAUAUUCAAAACAGCAUCAAACAGAUGAUCGGCAUGACGGACAGGACGGGGCAGCAGCAACAACAACACGAAUCAUCAAUGAAUGCAUGUGGAUUAGAUAUUACACCUGGCCUCGAUGGUGGAGUGAGGAAGAAAGUACUGAGGGAGGGUUCGGGCACGGAAACUCCUCUGACAGGAGACAGAGUCUUUGUGCAUUAUGUGGGAACUCUUUUGGAUGGAACCAAAUUCGAUUCAAGUCGGGACAGGAAUAAAGUCUUUGAUUUUAAGCUUGGAAGAGGUGCAGUAAUUAAAGCCUGGGAUAUUGGAGUGGGAACGAUGAGGCAAGGAGAAGUUGCGAAGCUAACUUGUACACCUGACUAUGCUUAUGGUGAUACAGGCUCAGGGCCCAUCAUUGGGCCUUUUGCUACUCUGGUCUUUGAAAUUGAACUCUUCAAGUGGGAAGGUGAAGAUGUUUCAGAACAGAAAGAUCGUGGUGUUGUGAGGAGGCUCCUUUAUAAGGGAGAGGGAUAUUUAACACCAAACACAGGUGCCACAGUCCGUGCUCAUAUAACAGGGAAGCUUGACAACAAAAUCUUUGACGACAGAGAUGUUCAAAUAGUAAUUGGUGCUGCUCAGAAAGAUGAUAUAUGCUCAGGAUUAGAGCAGGCGUUUAAAAAGAUGAAAUUGAAAGAGCAUUCCAUGUUUGUUUUGAAAUCAAAACAUGCCUUUGGUGAGAGCGGCAAAGCGGAAUGGAAUAUUCCAGGGGACACAGAUAUUACAUAUGAGGUGGUGAUGAAUGGUUUUGAAAGGAAAAAAGAAGUCUGGGAGCUUGACAGCUCAGAUAAAAUGAAAGAAGCUGAACUGUCAAAAGAAAAUGGUCGAAGUUUUUUCAAGGCUGGGGAUAUGAAUAAAGCGGCUCAACAUUACAAGAAGAUCGUGUCUGUUCUGGAACAUGACGAAUCAGAAGCUUACAAAUCACAGCGUGAUAAUCUCAUGUUAGCAGCUCAUCUGAACCUGGCCCUCUGUUACCUGAAACUAGGAAGUUAUCAUGAGGCAGAGAAGCAAUGUGACCAGGCCCUGGGCAUUGACAAAAAAAAUGUGAAGGGGCUUUACAGAAGAGCUCUGGCAAGAGGACACAAAAAUCAGCAUGAGUCGGCUAUAGAGGAUUUCCGGGAAGUGUUAAAGGUUGAACCGAACAACAAAGCUGCGAGGAAGGAACUCAGUCUGGCCACACAGAAACUCAGACAGUUCCGGGACGAGGAGAAGAAACUCUACGCUGGCAUGUUUUCCAAGUUUGCUGCUAAAGAACCAGUGCCACCUGGCCACAUUUACACAAGUAGCGGAGAAGACGUCUUCCAAACCAUAGAUGAAUGGAACAACGAUAUGGCGAAAGAUAUGAUGUCAUUAGAGCAAGAGCUGGAGGCUUUUGGCGAAAAAAUGCCGGACAAACAUGAGAAAGGGUCUUCAUCUCGAAAGACAGAAGUGACCAAACCGAACGAUUGAGGGACUAUAAAACUAAGGAAAUGAAGAGAAAAACCAUCCUCUGACGCAAAGCAAGAGUUGUAGCAAACUCACUAUCUGGAAGUGUUUACGGUGGUGAUAACGCUUGGGUUGUUCUGUUUUAUGACCUCUGGUUGUUUCGUAUCUGGACACGGGGCUAGACAGGUUUGAUGGUCAGCCAGCCUUGGCUACAUGUAUCAGUGAGGUAGUUCUGUAAGUUGGGAAGGCAUGGUUGAACAACUGUUAGAUUGGAUCUAAUGUUACGCAGUUCCUAUUGGACAUGUCGGAAGAGUUACCAUGUGCAAAGCUGUCUUUGUGUUAAUUUGUAUGCUACUUUUUUUCGUCAUAAAUGUCGCCAUUUAUAUUUGUGAUCAUUUAUGUUUGUCGUAAAGCAAAUACUUCAUCAUGUUUAAGUGACCAGUUUUAUACCGUUCUAAAUUACUGAAUCAAGUAUUCAUAAACCUCCGUAGCUGUAUGGUUGAAUUCAUCAUUCUGAGGUCAACUUUCAGGACGUUUGCAGGUACGACGUGUAUCAAGCUGGAAUACGGAUCAUCAAUAAAGCCUGAGCCAGAGACAAUGUGCCGUGCAGAUUCCAAGAAAAAAUACACGUAUGUUCGUCCU